UCUCCGGGCUGGGAGCUCCGGCCGAGCGGAGGCACGACGGAGAGCACCAGCGCAGGGCAAAGAGCCGGGAGCGGCGGGCCAGAGUAGGGCAUUCACUCGGGUGCUGCAGAGAACCGGGGCCGCUCCGAGCCGCCCCUGAGGACCGAUGCGCCGGGUGGGGCGCUGGCCCCGAGGGCGUGAGCCGUCCGCAGAUUGAGCAACUUGGGAACGGGCGGGCGGAGCGCAGGCGAGCCGGGCGCCCAAGACAGUCCCGCAGCUGGCGGGUGAACGGACCGCGCCCUCGCCCCUCCCCGGCCGGCCCCCCCGCGACUGGCAGCACCACGGUUGGUUUUUGGAGUAGACCCUGCUGACGUGACACAGAGAUCUCCCAUGUGACACUCCGAGGUGCCUUUGAGGAAGUCUCUCUUUGAGGACCUCCCUUUGAGCUGAUGGAGAACUGGGCUCCCCACACCCUCUCUAUCCCCAGCUGAGAUUAUGGUGGAUUUGGGCUACGGCCCAGGCCUGGGCCUCCUGCUGCUGACCCAGCCCCGGAGGUGUUAGCAAGAGCCGUGUGCUAUCCACCCUCCCCGAGACCACCCCUCCAACCAGGGGCCUGGAGCCGGCGCGUGACUAUGCGGCUUGGGCUGUGUGUGGUGGCCCUGGUUCUGAGCUGGACGCACCUCACCAUCGGCAGCCGGGGGAUCAAGGGGAAGAGGCAGAGGCGGAUCAGUGCUGAGGGGAGCCAGGCCUGUGCCAAAGGCUGUGAGCUCUGCUCUGAAGUCAACGGCUGCCUCAAGUGCUCGCCCAAGCUGUUCAUCCUGCUGGAGAGGAACGACAUCCGCCAGGUGGGCGUCUGCUUGCCGUCCUGCCCACCUGGAUACUUCGACGCCCGCAACCCCGACAUGAACAAGUGCAUCAAAUGCAAGAUCGAGCACUGCGAGGCCUGCUUCAGCCACAACUUCUGCACCAAGUGCAAGGAGGGCUUGUACCUGCACAAGGGCCGCUGCUAUCCAGCCUGUCCUGAGGGCUCCUCAGCUGCCAAUGGCACCAUGGAGUGCAGUAGUCCUGCACAAUGUGAAAUGAGCGAGUGGUCCCCCUGGGGGCCCUGCUCCAAGAAGAAGAAGCUCUGUGGUUUCCGGAGGGGCUCCGAGGAGCGGACACGCAGGGUGCUCCAGGCCCCUGGGGGGGACCAUUCUGCCUGCUCUGACACCAAGGAGACCCGGAGGUGCACAGUGAGGAGGGUGCCGUGUCCUGAGGGGCAGAAGAGGAGGAAGGGAGGCCAGGGCCGGCGGGAGAAUGCCAACAGGAACCUGGCCAGGAAGGAGGGCAAGGAGGCGGGCACUGGCUCUCGAAGACGCAAGGGGCAGCAACAGCAGCAGCAACAAGGGACGGUGGGGCCACUCACAUCUGCAGGGCCCACCUAGGGACAUUGUCCAGCCUCCAGGCCCAUGCAAAAAGAGUUCAGUGCUGCGCUGUGUGAUUAAAGCUUUCCUGAACUGGAAUGUCAGGGGCAAAGCAUACACACACUCCAUCCAUCCAUUCACACAUAGACGCAAAACACAUGCACUCAAACCCCUGUCCACAUAGACAACCAUACGUACAUGCACACGUGUGUGCAUGUACACACAGACAGACAGACACACACACACACACACACACACACACCCCUGAGGCCACCAGAAGACACUUCCAUCCCGCAGGCCCAGCAGUACACACUUGGUUUCCAGUGCUCCCCGUGGACAUGUCAGAGACAAUGCUUCCCACAUCUGAGACCAAACUGCAGAGGGGAGCCUUCUGGAGAAGCCACUGGGAUUGGGCCAGUCGGUGUGGUAGACGGGAGCCAAGCUUGAGGACUGCUGGUGACCCGGGGAGAAGCCUUCUUCCCACCCCAGUCAGCACUCCCAGCUGUGUGACUUUAUCGUUGGAGAGUAUUGUUACCCUUCCAUGAUACGUAUCAGGGCUAACCUGACUCUGAAAACUGCUUAAAGGUUUAUUUCAAAUUAAA
Cebus imitator (Panamanian white-faced capuchin) is the source of this 1984-nucleotide messenger RNA. RefSeq names its product R-spondin 1 (gene RSPO1). The coding region runs from base 612 to 1403 and encodes 263 amino acids. The transcript is spliced from 6 exons. The record is from RefSeq and is a predicted model, not a curated record. Lineage: Eukaryota; Metazoa; Chordata; Mammalia; Primates; Cebidae.